CGGAGACGCAUUUCCUCCGUUAGCGCCAUUGGCCUGCGCUCUUGCUCGGCGCGUCUUAAAAGCUCUCCGCCGCCGGCCAGGCCUUCCACAGCGCUGCAGAGAAGAGAUCGGGGCAACCCCGAGGCAGACAUGGCGUUGCCGGCCUCCAGCUUGCCUUCGUUCGCCUCUUUCCGCAAGGACAGCCGCCCGGCUUCCCAACAAUGGUCCUGCGGCUUGGAAGCUGCGAUGCCGCUCAGCCACUGCCCUUUGCCGGACCUGAGGUCGAGGAUGGAGGGUGUCGCCCCGAUCAGGGACGAAGAGCUGAGCACCGUCUUGGAUCUGGUCCUCUCCAUGGGCAGCAGCGACAACAGCCUCCUCUCGGACAUGCCUCGGGGAGAUUACGCCAGACCGGACGAUUAUUUCGGCAUCAGUUCGGCGGCUGGAUACUACAGUCCGUUAGACACUCGCACGCCGACUCCCUACAGCCCCGUUUUCCCUUCCGAAUCGGAACCCUCCGACCUGGAAGGAGGGAAUUACGCCCACGGGCGUUUCUUCGUGGACUUUGGUCCCUUCGUGGACAAUGUUAAACCGGAGCCCGAAGUGGACGCUUACGAGCCUCUGCCAGGCCUGGGCUCCCAGGUUUGCCCCAACAUCAAGCGGGAGAACACGCCAGCCCCCUGUAUGCUGUCUGGCUCUCCCCAGCUGCCUUGUGCAGAGACCCCCCCCAUGAGCCCUGACGACCUGCUGAUGGCCACCAAGCGCCACGGACAGCUGAUGCCUCUCUCCCAGCAGGGCUACCACCCAGCCUUUCCACAGCCUCAGUACCCCCAGAGACCCUCCCCUUAUGGACUCUUUGACGAGAGCCUCCCCUGUCAGGCCUCGGCCUCCAGGGCCCUUCUCACUCCACCUGCCUCACCCCUGGAAAUGCUGGAAACCAAAACCAAGAGGGGACGCCGCUCUUCGUCCCGCAAACGGAGCGCCACGCACACUUGCACUUACGCUGGCUGUGGAAAAACCUACACCAAGAGCUCCCACCUGAAGGCACAUCUUCGAACUCACACAGGUGAGAAACCCUACCACUGCAACUGGGAAGGGUGCGGAUGGAAGUUUGCUCGCUCAGAUGAACUGACCCGCCAUUAUCGGAAACAUACUGGGCAUCGUCCAUUUGAGUGCCAUCUGUGUGACCGGACCUUCUCCCGUUCUGACCAUCUGGCAUUGCACAUGAAGAGACACAUGUAGCUUUCUCACGCCUGUGAUGUGACCUGAAGAACUCUGGGGAUGGGGGGGAAAUCUUGUAGCUGGUACUACUAUGUCUGUCUACACAGAGAAAAGACUUGGAGUGAACCCUGACCCGAGGAAGCCCAGCCGUUCCAGUGCUUCCUGAAGAGGCCAAGAACCUGACUGACUGUUCUUUUGUCAUGGAAGAACGGGACUUAUUUAUAGGAUGGAGAAGAGACCAAACUGGGUGACUGCAGCCCUGAGAUCCGAAGGCAACUAUAGCACUUGGAAGAACUGCAAUGUCUGCCAUGAAUAACAUGUGGACGAGUACAUAUUCAGCCUCACAAGCAAAUUUAGAUUAGUUAACCCAAUAAUUUUUACAAUUUGCUAUUUAUGGCUGUGAAAUCUGGACUCCCCAAAAAAAAAAAAGGCAGAUAAAAGUAUGGACGUUUUUAAACUGUGGUGCUGGAGGUGACUAUUAUGCAUCCCAUGCGCACAAAAAUACCAAAAAACAAAAAACAAACAAACCCAAAGUCCUUGACCGACCCUCACCAAAAAUAUUACUUGAAGCCAAAAUCGAGGUUGUCAUACUUUGGUCAUCAGAGCUGACUCACUCGAAAAGUCAAUUGCGCUGAGAGUGAUUGGCAAAAAAAAAAAAGGAGGAGGCUGCCCCAGCACCUGCUGGCUGGCUACUAUAAAAGAUGACUGAGAUGGCCGUGGCAGACCUGAAGAAUGCAGUGCAAAACAAAGUGAUCCACAGAUCACUUCUGGCCGAGGGUCGAAAACAACUGAAUGGCUGAUGACAGAGAAGAGACAAAGGGGUGGCUAUAUGUAAAUAACUGACCAUGCCCCAAACAUAAGCUGUAUUUGAGGACUGUAAGAGGUUUACUGCAACCUAAAAAAAAACUUAUUUUCUGAGACAGGAGGUUCUCACUGAGAACAUGCCAAAUCUAUGCCGUACACUCAAAAGUGUGCACUCAAGGUGCCUUAAACUAUACUAGAACUACUGGGUUACAGGUCCUGUAAAUAAACUUGUCUUUGGACCGGAAUUGUAUAAAUAUUGUAAAUAGUUCUAUACUGAAGUUGACUAUAAACAGGAGAUAAAAUAGGUUUUAUUUCCCCUCUGCCUAUUCUUUUGUUUUAAAUAAAUGUUUUCUGAAAAGUUGUUAAAAAAAAAAGACCUUUUCUAAAAUAAAGCAUUUGCAUUUA
Messenger RNA from Pantherophis guttatus, 2406 nucleotides. It is a transcript of the gene KLF2, whose product is annotated as KLF transcription factor 2. Gene Ontology annotation, molecular function: DNA-binding transcription factor activity, RNA polymerase II-specific; RNA polymerase II cis-regulatory region sequence-specific DNA binding. The record is from RefSeq and is a predicted model, not a curated record. NCBI's taxonomy places the organism in Eukaryota, Metazoa, Chordata, Lepidosauria, Squamata, Colubridae. Gene Ontology annotation, biological process: regulation of transcription by RNA polymerase II.